GGCCGGCGGCCGCGGGUAUCGGCAUAGCGGGUGUCGGCGUAGCGGCCCUUCGCUGAGGACAGGCGGCGGGAGCGGCCGCCGCUUCGCUCCGUUGCCGUACAGCCGGGCCGGGGGCUGAGGAAGGCGGCGGUCCCGAGGGCGGCCGGGACCUCCCGGCGGCAGCAGGCUCAUGGUCUGCAGCACCAUGCAGGAUCCCAGCCUUUGCUCUGCGAGCCAGAGGUGAAUCCAUGGGAAGGCCAGCUAUUGUGGUAGCUGUCAGGAUGACCAAAGCACGGCUCCUCCGUCUCUCUGUGGUGCUGGUCUCCAUCUUCAUGAUCCUCCUGAUCAUCGUCUACUGGGACAACGUGGGAACAGCUCACUUCUACCUGCAUACAUCCUUUUCCAGGCCUCAUUCCCCAGAGGCCAUCCCCGGUAUCACUGCAGGUGGGGACUGGGAAGCCUUGCCAGAGGUAGAUGAGUUUUUAGCAAAGCUGCUUAGUUCAAGCCUGAAACAGAACAGCUCUACUUCCCGAAAGACAGAGCAGCUGCUCGUCCAAGGCUCCAACAAGCCAGUGGUGAGCAAUUUGGAGGAGAACAUACGGGGCUAUGACUGGUCGACGCACAAUGCCAGAAACAGCUUGGACCAAGAGAAGCUGCAGAUAGAGAGGCAGAGAACAUUGCGGGAGUUUUGUGCCAAUUCCAGCUUUGCCUUCCCCACCAAAGAGCGCUCCUUUGAUGACAUCCCAAACUAUGAGCUCAACCACCUGAUUGUGGAUGACCGCCACGGCAUCAUCUACUGCUACGUCCCCAAGGUUGCCUGCACCAACUGGAAACGGGUGAUGAUUGUGCUGAGUGAGAGCCUGCUGGACCAAGGGGUCCCGUACCGGAACCCCCUGGACAUCCCACGGGAGCACGUCCACAAUACCAGCACCCACUUGACUUUCAACAAAUUCUGGCGUCGAUACGGGAAAUUCUCCCGACAUCUCAUGAAGAUCAAACUGAAGAAGUACACAAAAUUCCUCUUCGUGAGAGACCCUUUUGUCCGCCUCAUCUCUGCCUUUCGCAGCAAAUUUGAGCUGGAGAACGAGGAGUUCUACCGGCGUUUUGCCAUCCCCAUGCUGAAGCUGUACUCCAACCAUACCAACCUUCCCACCUCUGUGAGCGAGGCCUUCGGGGCGGGCCUCAAAGUCUCCUUUUCUGACUUCAUCCAGUACUUACUGGAUCCCAGGACAGAGAAGAUGGCCCCUUUCAACGAGCACUGGCGGCAGGUGUACCGGCUGUGCCACCCGUGCCAGAUAGACUAUGAUUUCAUUGGGAAGCUGGAGACGCUGGAUGAGGACGCUGCUUAUCUCUUGCAGCUCCUCAAAGUGGACAGGCUGCUCCGCUUCCCCCCCAGCUACCGGAACAGGACUGCCAGCAGCUGGGAGGAUGACUGGUUUGCUAAAAUCCCCUUGGCUUGGAGACAGCAGCUCUACAAGCUGUAUGAGGCAGACUUUGUGCUCUUUGGCUACCCCAAGCCAGAAAACUUGCUUAAAGACUAAAAGUGAUUGGGCUGUGGGUGUGGGAGGGAACAUCUGAAAUACCAAAAAUGUUUAAAGCCUCCUCAUUUUUUGCUUUUACCUCCCUUCUCCAUAAAGGUUGGUACAAUGGAAUAUAUUUUUUCUACCGCUUCCCCUUCCAUUUUUGCAGUAAUGCCAAGUUCAGGAUAUUUCCAUCCAGCUGUGCAUAUGGAAAAAAUGCCAGUAUUUUUAUCAUUGUUUUCUGGGUUUCCUUUUUUUUUUUUUUUGAAUGUCCCCAUGUUUUGCAGUGGGUUACUGCACAUGGUCACUCUGCCAGCUGUGUCCUUCAGUAGCUUUUUAUUAAUACAUUUUUUUAAAAUUAAUAUAUUUAAGAUAUUUAAUACGAAGUGUGUGUUGUGGCAAAGGAAAGGAAGGAAUAAAAAAAAAAAAAAAGAAGUGAAAGAAAAACCUAAAAAGUGCUGAUGCAUUUGCCUCUGUGUGUCAUCUCAAGGCUAUUUGUGAUGUUGCAGGGCACUCGAAUGAAUGCUGGGAGCCCAGCAGAUGGGUCAGUCAGUGCCUGAGGACCCGUGCUGUGGUGAGGCAUGCAGCUCACAGCCAGGAUCACAGGAGGGAAGUGGUUGAAGCCCGUGGGGUGAUUCAGGAUGUGCAGAUGGCCAGCCCAGAGCCUCUGCACUGCUUCCACUUCCAGCAGCGUGGUGGAGGAGCUGUGCUGUACAGAACGCUGCAUUUGCUCAGCCUCUGCUGAAUCUUCUGUGAUGUGGUGUCUGUUCAACACAGGUCACUUGCAGCAAUGGGGAUAUAACACAACUCUCAGUGCUUUAGGGGAACGUGGCAGGGUGUGGAUAUUUACCCCUGGGUGAAGAAAAGCUGAAAGAUUUCUUUCAGUUGGUGUGCAUCGAGGUGAUCUCUGAAUUCAUUUGUUUUCAGAGUGCCAGCUACUGCUCGUGACGCUGUGCCCUCAUCUGCUGCAUUCCUGUUUGUAGCCACUGACUGAUGCAGAUUUAAUCACCUGCCUUGCUGGGCCCUGCUGCAGCAGUGAUGGUAGCCCACUGUGCUCAGCGCCUGCGGGCUGCUUCCCAAAGGAUGCAGCUUUUGGAGACAGGCUUUGUGUCUCAUCGGCUGAAUCUGCUUCUCUCUGAAUUGCUCUGUGAUCAGGCAGAGAACUGAAAUGCUUGAUUACUUUCCUGAGCUGUGAAAACGAUGAAGCUCCAGGCCUCAGGAAGCAGCCUUGUGUUCUGGGCCUUGGAGCUGCCCUCCUUGUUCUGCUCAUAGACCAGCAGCAGGUGUGACGUUCCCCCUCCAUCUCCUCACUUCCCCAACCUCUGUACACGUGUGUUGUCUCAGCAUUGUGUGCUCCUCCUGGUGAAUGUGCUGCACCAAGUUUCUAAUCUUUAAGUGAAAGGUAAUAGCUAGUAGUUAUGCUAGGAGCAAAGAAUUGCAUUCACAGCACCCUCCUGUAAUUUCUGCAGAGUUAUUUGCAGUUUAAAUGAGCCUGAAGCCAUGAUCUGAUUUUUAGCGCUUAGAUCUUCACAGCUUGGGGAAAAAGGAAGUGCUUGUUUAUGAGUCAUUAUUUAAAACUAAUAAUAGAAAAGUGUUGAUCUCUUCAAUUUAUUUUUUCAAUUACAAGCUAAUUGCUGCAAAACAGAAAGAUGUUGAGACUCUCGUCUGCUGUAAUGAGUAAUCCCGGGAGUCUGUUGGUUCCUGCAAUAUUUACAUUUCUUCAGGGUGGGUUCAUCCCAGCUCUUCAAAGUUACAGCGUAGAUGUUUUCGGCUGUUGUCUUUACAACGUGUUUGUUUUUUGUUUUUUUUUUUUUCCCUCUUCUAAUUUCCAUUUAAUUGAUGUUUAGUAUUUGCAGACGUGGGCAGCUGGGGACGCAGCGCAGAUGUGCUGAUGAGCACCGCAUCACCCGAGCUGUGCAAACUUCCUCCCAGCUGCUUCCCCUGCGCCUCUUGACCAAAUCCUGCCCCUCUGAACCGUGCUCAGUUGCAGGGCCUCUGUGAUGCUCGUGCUGCAACUGGCUGCAGCUGCAUCCUCACCUACACCACCCCAUGAGCCACGGCUGCAGCUUGUCCCACACAGAGCAUAUUUCAUGGCUUCACCCUCAGGAGAGCUCCAGUGGUGAGGGUGGUGGUGGGAGAGGGCUGCCACCCUGUCGAGCCCAGCCUGCAUUUGCUUUAAGCCAUUUCAAUGUCUGCAAACCCAUUCUCAGCCAAAGCCAUUCUCCUAAGUGCCUGCAGAGAGGAGCAGUGAUGGUCACUUGGAGAGGGCUUGCUCUGCUGCUGCUUCCCCAUAGCCUGCUCCUUGCUGCUUCCUCCUUUUGAAGCCUUCCUCCCCACCCUCCCACUGCUGUGAAUGUAUUGUGGAGGAGUCAAAGGCAACCCAGGCUGCUCUGAGCUUU
Molecule: messenger RNA, 3898 nt
Organism: Phasianus colchicus (ring-necked pheasant)
Lineage: Eukaryota; Metazoa; Chordata; Aves; Galliformes; Phasianidae
Gene: CHST12
Product: carbohydrate sulfotransferase 12
Biological process (GO): carbohydrate biosynthetic process; proteoglycan biosynthetic process
Cellular component (GO): membrane
Molecular function (GO): sulfotransferase activity
Source: RefSeq, a predicted model, not a curated record